AUAUCCCCCCUCUCUCUCUUCCCCUAUUUUCUCUCCCGAAGAAUGAAUAACUGAGAGAAAUAAAAAGAAACUAGUCUGUGAAAAGAGAGACAUUUUUCUUUGUCUUCGAUCGUCUCCGUUUCUCCUGUAAUUCUUAGAAUUUUGCUGGGGUUUACUGUUAGUUUGAUUCUCACUGGUCAUGAAUCGAAACGGACCCACUAGAGUUAAUGCUCCGUAGCGUGAAGGCAAAAAUGGCGGCAAGAGGAGUAGAAGCAUCAACGGGUGGUGAGAUAAGUGAAGAGAGUGAUGAGAGAGGAAGCAUGUGGGAUUUGGACCAGCAACUUGAUCAGCCUAUGGAUGAAGAAGCUGGUCGCGUCAGAAACAUGUACAAAGAAAAGAAAUUCUCAGCGAUUCUGCUUCUGCAGCUUUCAUUUCAGAGUCUAGGCGUUGUGUAUGGAGACUUAGGAACCUCUCCUCUAUAUGUUUUCUACAAUACAUUUCCUCACGGGAUCAAAGACCCUGAAGACAUCAUUGGAGCUCUCUCCCUAAUCAUUUACUCCCUCACACUCAUCCCUCUCCUCAAAUACGUUUUUGUUGUCUGCAAAGCCAACGACAAUGGUCAAGGUGGAACAUUUGCCCUCUAUUCUUUGCUAUGUAGACACGCGAAAGUGAACACUAUCCCCAACCAACACCGUACAGAUGAAGAGCUUACAACUUACAGCCGCACCACGUUUCAUGAACAGUCUUUUGCAGCGCAGACCAAGAGAUGGUUAGAGAAAAAUGCCUCUAGGAAGAACUCUCUACUCAUUCUCGUACUCGUUGGUACCUGCAUGGUCAUUGGCGAUGGGAUCCUUACUCCUGCCAUUUCUGUUCUAUCUGCUGCGGGUGGGCUCAGAGUAAACCUUCCUCAUAUAAAUAAUGGUGUGGUUGUUGUUGUGGCGGUAGUGAUAUUAGUGAGCUUGUUUAGUGUACAGCACUAUGGAACAGACAGGGUCGGGUGGCUUUUCGCGCCUGUUGUGUUUCUAUGGUUUCUCUUUAUAGCGAGUAUCGGUAUGUACAACGUAUGUAAACAUGACCCGAGCGUUUUGAAAGCUUUCUCCCCUCUUUAUAUCUAUCGUUAUUUCAAAAGAGGAGGUCAAGAUCGUUGGACAUCCCUUGGAGGCAUCAUGCUUAGUAUCACAGGGAUUGAAGCUCUCUUUGCGGAUCUAUCUCACUUUCCAGUCUCAGCAGUGCAGAUUGCAUUCACUGUAAUUGUUUUCCCUUGCCUUCUCUUGGCGUAUAGCGGACAAGCUGCUUACCUUAGGAAGUAUCCACAUCAUGUGGAAGACGCGUUUUAUCGAUCCAUUCCAAAGAGUGUGUAUUGGCCAAUGUUUGUGAUUGCGACCUUUGCUGCAAUAGUUGCAAGCCAAGCCACAAUAUCAGCGACAUUCUCGUUGAUCAAGCAAGCUCUCGCCCACGGAUGCUUCCCUAGAGUUAAAGUGGUGCACACUUCAAGGAAGUUUCUCGGUCAGAUCUAUGUUCCGGACAUCAACUGGAUCCUCAUGAUCCUUUGCAUAGCCGUCACAGCUGGAUUCAAGAACCAGAACCAGAUAGGAAACGCUUACGGGACAGCCGUUGUGAUCGUCAUGCUGGUCACAACCCUUCUCAUGAUGCUGAUCAUGAUACUCGUCUGGCGAUGCCACUGGGUUCUAGUCCUCCUGUUCACCUUUCUAUCGCUUGUAGUGGAGUGGACUUACUUCUCAGCUGUGCUCUUCAAGGUUAACCAAGGCGGGUGGGUCCCUCUCGUCAUCGCAGCAGCCUUUCUCAUCAUCAUGUACGUCUGGCAUUACGGAACGCUCAAGAGGUAUGAGUUUGAGAUGCAUAGUAAAGUCUCCAUGGCUUGGAUUCUCGGUCUCGGACCUAGCCUUGGUCUUGUCCGUGUUCCCGGGAUUGGUCUUGUUUACACCGAGUUAGCUAGCGGUGUCCCUCACAUCUUCUCUCACUUCAUCACGAACUUGCCGGCUAUUCACUCCGUUGUGGCGUUUGUCUGCGUCAAGAACCUUCCUGUCUACACCGUCCCCGAGGAAGAACGGUUCCUUGUGAAGAGAAUCGGACCGAAGAACUUCCACAUGUUCCGCUGCGUGGCGAGGUAUGGAUACAGAGACUUGCAUAAGAAAGACGACAACUUUGAGAAACGGCUCUUUGAAAGCCUCUUCCUUUUCAUCCGCCUUGAGUCCAUGAUGGAAGGCUGCUCUGACUCUGACGAUUACAGCAUCUGUGGAAGCCGCCAACAACAACAACCGCACAGAGACGGGAACGAGACUAGGAACUUGGAGACUUUUGAUACGUUUGAUUCUGUUGAGUCUGUUAUGGCACCUGUGGGGGUAACCAAACGGACGAGCCACACGGUGACUGGGUCGAGCCAGAUGAGUGGAGGAGGGGACGAGCUGGAGUUUAUAAAUGGGUGCAGGGACGCAGGAGUGGUGCACAUAAUGGGGAACACAGUGAUUAGAGCCAGGAGGGAAGCGAGGUUCUACAAGAGAAUAGCCAUUGAUUAUGUGUAUGCGUUUCUUAGGAAAAUUUGUAGAGAGAAUAGUGCUAUCUUCAAUGUUCCUCAGGAAAGCCUUUUGAAUGUUGGACAGAUUUUUUAUGUGUAAUGGUGUUUGAGACAUGAUUUGAUUGUAUGUUGCU
Brassica oleracea var. oleracea is the source of this 2649-nucleotide messenger RNA. RefSeq names its product potassium transporter 10. Bases 207 to 2615 code for a protein of 802 amino acids. The record is from RefSeq and is a predicted model, not a curated record. Gene Ontology annotation, cellular component: membrane. Gene Ontology annotation, biological process: potassium ion transmembrane transport. Gene Ontology annotation, molecular function: potassium ion transmembrane transporter activity. The transcript is spliced from 6 exons. NCBI's taxonomy places the organism in Eukaryota, Viridiplantae, Streptophyta, Magnoliopsida, Brassicales, Brassicaceae.